UGCUGUGUGUGUGUUUGAUGUGUGCAUGCGUAAGUGUGCGUAUGCGUGCAGAGAGAGCGUCAGUGCGCACCAGCACCAACCACCAACCCGCCUGGCAGCUGUGUUGCUCGGCUGUGAUUGGGCGGAGGAGGGCGGUGAUUCCUUCUGUCUGUCACGAUCCGGAGGACACCGACCGUCUGAGUCCAGCAGCCUUUUACCCGAGGUAGUCACCAGAGGAGACGGUGCACAGGAGAGGUGGACGCAUGAGGUGUCUGGUCUGACGGUGAGGAGAGAGGAAGAGGAGAGGAAGAGGAGAGAGGAUCUUCAGUGCUGGAGCGACCCAGCAGCUUUUUCUUCUGCAAGGGGCUGCGGUAAAAAGUGGUUCACGAUGCCGGUGUUUCAUACCAAGACCAUCGAGAGUAUCCUGGAGCCGGUGGCCCAGCAGAUCUCCCACCUGGUCAUCAUGCACGAGGAAGGUGAGGUGGACGGUAAAGCCAUCCCGGACCUCACGGUGCCGGUGGCUGCGGUGCAGGCGGCGGUCAGCAACCUAGUGCGGGUGGGGAAGGAGACUGUUCAAACCACCGAGGACCAGGUGAUGAAGAGAGACAUGCCUCCUGCGUUCAUUAAGGUGGAGAACUCGAGCUCUAAGCUCGUCCAGGCGGCUCAGAUGCUAAAGGCAGAUCCAUACUCUGUUCCAGCACGAGAUUACCUGAUCGACGGAUCCAGAGGGAUACUGUCUGGAACGUCCGACCUGCUCCUUACCUUUGACGAGGCAGAGGUGCGUAAGAUAAUUCGAGUGUGUAAAGGUAUCCUAGAGUAUCUGACAGUAGCGGAGGUGGUGGAGACCAUGGAGGACCUCAUCACUUACACCAAGAACCUGGGACCAGGGAUGACCAAAAUGUCAAAGAUGAUUGAGGAGAGGCAGCAGGAGCUGACGCACCAAGAACACAGACAGAUGCUCGUCAACGCCAUGAACACUGUCAAAGAGCUGCUGCCUGUUCUUAUAUCGGCCAUCAAGAUUUUUGUCGCAACCAAGAGCAGUCGAGGUGCCGGCGUUGAGGAGGCCGAGAGGAACAGGAAGUUCACCUUUGAGAAGAUGAGCGCUGAGAUCAACGAGAUCAUAAGAGUCUUACAGCUCACCACGUGGGAUGAGGAUGCCUGGGCCAAUAAGAAGGAUAUGGAGGCUUUGAAGAGAUAUCUGGCUUUGAUUGAGUCUAAGAUGGCACAGGCUAAAAGCUGGCUCAAAGACCCACAUGGACAACCAGGAGACCCCGGCGAGGUCGCCCUGCGUGUGAUACUGGACGAAGCUGGUAAGGUGGGCGAGCUGUGUGCUGGGAAGGAGAGGAAAGAUAUACUGGCAACCACCAAGGCUCUGGGACAAAUGACUGACCAGAUUGCAGAUCUACGAGCCAGAGGCCAGGGCCCGACCCCGGGGUGUGUGCAGCGGGCAGGCCAGUGCUCGCAGGGCUUAGACUUGUUGUUUGGCAAAGUGGACGGUGCUGCUCGCAGAUUGGAGGCUCUAAUCAAUGCCAAGCAGGCCAUCGCCAGGAGGCUGGACGCUGCACAGGCCUGGCUGGCCGAUCCUAACGGCGGUCCUGAGGGGGAGGAGAACAUCAGAGCGCUACUAGCAGAGGCCAAACGCAUCGCCGAUCUAUGUGAAGACCCCAAAGAGAGGGGCGACAUCCUGCGCUCCAUCGGCGAGAUCGCAGGCCUCACCGCCAGACUCAUGGAGCUACGCAGACAGCUCAAACUGCAACCUCACAUCACCAAUAGGUGGCAUGUUUUACCUGCCUGGAAAAUAUGUUGUUGCCUGUCAACCCUGGGCAUCAGUCCUACGAUAAGGGGUAAAGGUGACAGCCCGGAGGCUCGUGCGCUGGCAAAGCAGAUCGGCGGGGCGCUGCUGACACUGCAGUCCAAAACCAACCGGGCCGUGGCCAACAUGAGACCGACCAAACCUGCCGUCACCUUGGAGGGCAAGAUGGAGCAGGCCCUCCGCUGGGUGAACAACCCCGGAGUGGACGACAGAGGAGUAGGUCAGGCAGCAAUCAGAGGGAUGGUUGGAGAAGGGAAGCGGCUGGCAGGAGGCCUGUUAGGCCCGUAUCGGCAGGAUAUGAUUGGACGCUGCGACCGGGCAGAGUUCCUAAUGACAUCCUUGGCAGACAUGGCCAACAGGGGCGAGGCUGAGGCUCCUCAUGCACGAGCUACAGCCGCACAACUGCAGGACAGCCUUAAGGACCUGAGGCAGCACAUGCAGGAGGUGAUGACCCAGGAAGUAUCCGAUGUUUUCAGUGACACCACCACGCCUAUCAAACUGCUGGCUGUGGCUGCAACUGCUCCCGCCGAUGCCCCCAACAGAGAGGAGGUUUUUGAUGAGCGUGCAGGGAACUUCGAGGCCCACGCAGGCCGGCUGGGGGCGACCGCGGAGAAGGCUGCUGCAGUGGGAUCGGCCAAUAAGACCACAGUAGAGGGGAUACAUGUUGCUGUGAAACAUGCCAGGGAUCUCACACCACAGGUGACCUCUGCUGCUCGGAUCUUGUUGAAGAAUCCUGGAAAUAAAGCAGCGUACGAGCACUUUGACACCAUGAAGAACCAGUGGAUUGACAAUGUGGAGAAACUCACUGGUCUGGUGGACGAAGCCAUCGACACCAAAUCUCUGUUAGAUGCCUCCGAGGAGGCUAUAAAGAAAGACAUCGACAAGUGCCGAGUUGCCAUGGCGAAUGUUCAGCCCCAAAUGCUUGUUGCCGGGGCGACGAGCAUAGCGAGACGAGCCAAUCGGGUCCUGUUGGUGGCUAAGAGGGAAGUGGAGAACUCUGAAGAUCCGCGGUUCAGAGACACAGUGAAAAACGCGUCAGACAGCCUCUCCCACACCAUCUCCCCCAUGGUGAUGGAUGCUAAAGCUGUGGCUGGGAACAUACAGGAUAAAGCUCUGCAGAAGGCCUAUUUGGACUCGUGUCUGAGGAUCCUGGGUGCAGUCGGAAAAGUUAGAGAAGCCUUCCAACCUCAGGAGCCCGACUUCCCUCCUCCACCACCUGACCUGGACCAGCUCCAGCUCCAUGUUGCUGAUGAGCAGGCGCCACCCAAGCCCCCCUUGCCAGAGGGCGAGGUGCCCCCGCCUCGGCCCCCUCCUCCAGAGGAGAAGGACGAAGAGUUCCCAGAGCAGAAGGUCGGAGAGGUGCUUAGCGAGCCCAUGAUGGUGGCGGCCAGGCAGCUGCACGACGAAGCACGCAAGUGGUCAAGCAAGUCCCCCCCAAAGCCCACCCAGCAUGAGGAUGAGGAGGCAGUAGAGGAGAGAGAGGUAGAUGAUGAAGAUGAGUUUACUGAUGGUGAGGAUGACUAUGAGCCAGAACUGCUGAUGAUGCCCUCCAACCAGCCUGUCAAUCAACCCAUUCUGGCAGCUGCCCAGGCUCUCCACCAGGAGGCGCGAAAGUGGUCCAGCAAGGGUAAUGACAUCAUAGCAGCAGCCAAGCGGAUGGCUCUGCUGAUGGCAGAAAUGUCUCGGCUGGUGCGCGGUGGAAGCGGGAACAAGCGAGCGCUGAUUCAGUGUGCUAAGGACAUCGCCAAGGCCUCAGAUGAGGUGACGAGACUGGCAAAGGAAGUGGCCAAGCAGUGCACUGACAGACGCAUCAGAACUAACCUGCUGCAGGUGUGUGAACGAAUCCCUACCAUCAGCACUCAGCUGAAGAUCCUCUCCACUGUCAAAGCCACCAUGCUGGGACGAACAAACAUUAGUGAAGAGGAGUCGGAGCAGGCCACAGACAUGUUGGUCCAUAACGCCCAGAAUCUGAUGCAGUCGGUGAAGGAGACCGUCAGAGAAGCAGAAGCAGCCUCCAUCAAGAUCCGCACAGACUCGGGAUGCACCCUCCGCUGGGUGCGCAAGACCCCCUGGUACCAAUAAACUGAAACCAGUAACACUCUUCACUUUGCACCGAUAGCACACACCUCGGGUAAAAGUAGCAAUGUGCAAACUCAUCAUGAGUAAACAUGUGCACUUCUUCGAAGAGGAAACCGAUGGUGACGUGGUGUUAACCACAUUAGAACCAUUGUACCAAGCAGGUUUCAUUUAUUGGAGUGAGUUCAGCUUUGCUCUCCAGUUCUCUUUAUCUGUAACAGGCUAAUCUGAGACAGUUUUUAAUAUAUAUUUUUGGUAUGUUGUGUUUCAAGAGUUUAUCCAAAUCCCAGGUAUAUAUUUUUUGCAUGAAAUUUGUUUUCUAUUUUCUAAAAGGCAAAUUAUGACAUUAUCUCCUAGAGAACAUUUACUUUUAAUUCAGUUUUUUUUCAGUGAGUUUCUUAUGUCUAUUGUAUAUACAGUAAUUAUUUGACACUCAUCUAUGAGCUUUAUACACGGAGUUUGACACUAAAGUGUGGAGUCUUGUGUGGGCUGACGAGCUCUCCUCUCUUCAUGUUUACUUUUAGUAAUAACACUGCUCUUAACUGAAGAUCUAUGAAUUCAAAGGUGAUAGGUCAUCACUGCUGUCUGGUGAUGUUUAUACUUGAAGAACUAAAAGGUCUUCUGGAUUAAAAGUGUUAGGACUUAUAGGCAAAUGAUAGUCAAACGUGAUUGUAUUAUUUUUAAAAAAAAAUGUACGAUUGUCAAUAAAUAAUGAAUAAUGUUGAUGGCAGGAAAGUUAAGAGAUGAGAGGGUUUCACAUUGCAGUAUGAGUGACAGGUAAAAGUCGAGGAGAGUUGAGAUGAUGUUAACGGGUGCUUUGAACUCUUCGUUGUAACUUUAUUUAACUUUAACAUUGAACAAUGCCAAAGGAUUUGUUUUACGUUACUGUAAACUUCAUCUUAACACUUAGAAUCCAGGUUAUUACAAACAAUGAGACAGACUAUUUUCUUUAGAGUACUUUUUGAGGUCUGUUAUUUUUUUAGCAAAAAAAAGAGAGAAUGUUCGAUCUUUUUUUAAUUGUAGUGCUUUAUUUCUGCACUAUUUCUGUAACAGUUGAACUGUUUGGAUAUUUUAUUCAAAAUUGAUCAAAACCAAUGAUUUUAGACCGCCAUUCAGCAUUUCUCCAUGUGUGAGCUCAGCGGUCCCAGUCUGAAUGCUCUGAUGCACAGAUUUUCUAGACGACCCCGGUGGUUUGAGGAUAAAGACGACCUCUUUAUGUGAUAUCAGGCGUUGAUGCCAGUCUAGGUUCUUCUAGGUGUAGGUGUUUUUUGUCUGGAGUAAUUACGCAGCAGUUUAAGGCUCAAUAUCAAUAAUAAAUGCAAUCAGAUCAACGAAAACAUACGUUCAUUCCCUUAACAGUAUUUCAUCAAGUUUCAUUACACAUUUUUUACAAUGGCUGGGCAAAUGUAACUACUAAAUGGGGAAUCUGUAUGUAUGUGUGUGUGUGUGUAUGUGUGAAGCCUCUUCACUUAAUCAGUAUUAGUGCGCCGUCCCCAUGAUGGUUAGAGACAGAGCUCUAAAUGUUAACCGCAUUUUCAUCUUUAUUUGGGCUUACGGAGCAUGUAGCAGUCACUGGCCUCUCACUGAGAGCGACAGGGUGUACUUCUGUGUGUACUUGAUGUGUUCAUUCACACCCUGAAUGUAUUUCUGAUAGCUUCUCGCCCUGCCAACACAUCUGCUGUGCCUUGGAAGAAUAAAAGAGUAUAAUAAUGA
Sebastes umbrosus (honeycomb rockfish) is the source of this 5581-nucleotide messenger RNA. Its product is annotated as vinculin-like. The record is from RefSeq and is a predicted model, not a curated record. Gene Ontology annotation, biological process: cell adhesion. Lineage: Eukaryota; Metazoa; Chordata; Actinopteri; Perciformes; Sebastidae. The transcript is spliced from 24 exons. Gene Ontology annotation, cellular component: actin cytoskeleton. Bases 26 to 3874 code for a protein of 1282 amino acids. Gene Ontology annotation, molecular function: structural molecule activity; actin filament binding.